AUGGCAGGACGGCUGUGGCAGGAGGCCAAGGAUGCAUUGGCAAGUUUAGCAGACGUUGCGCAAAUGUAUGAUACCGACGGUAUCGACGUUUGCUUCCUCAACAGUCCGGUGAAAGGACGGAGCCUCCGAGGUGCCGCCUCCGUUAAACGCCUAUUUGACAUGGCGAUGCCGUGGGGCGCCACUCCCAUUGGCGAACGCCUGGAAGAACUUCUCUUGGAUUACUUGGAUAAACUUGAAAGGGCCAAAGACAAUUAUGAUGCCGGAGACAGAACGGCAAUGGAUGGGAUCAAGCCGACAAACUAUAUCAUCAUUACAGACGGAGCACCCACUGAUGAUCCGGAGGAGGUAAUCGUCAAUGCUGCGCGUCGACUCGACGCGCGACAUUUCCCGCUCAGCCAAGUUGGAAUACAAUUUGUCCAAAUUGGUAACUUCCGGUCCGCCACUGCCUUCUUGAACGAAUUGGAUGACUCGCUCUCAAAGACACAUGGUAUCAGGGAUAUGGUGGACACUACCCCGUAUGCAGGCCAACUGACCGUUGAGAAGCUCACAAAGAUACUGCUCGGUGGUAUCAACCGACGUGUGGAUAGAAAAGGUGGGUUGAGUGUACUGGAAUGAAGCAAGUGGACAGGUCACUUGCCUGUUAUCAUCAAGAUUGGAAAAGUGAGGAUCGCUUGGUAAAGAAUACCCUCCCCCACCUUCUUUGGCUUUGGGCAAGGUAUGGUACAGUGCUAAAUGAUGAGCCGGCUGACAUGCCCGGGAGGUUCGCAAGAAUCAUAUGAGUCCAUAAGUAUCCAAAUAAUCCUUGUAUCUGUACAUCUUAUCACAACUAUGCUUCUCUACCUAUCCCAGUCCUCCAAGGAGAAAGCAAGGACACCAAAUACCUGACCCGACUCCCCAGCUCCAGCCGCCAAACUCUCGACACCUCGGCGUAUAAACUUUACCAACCCAUCCAAGUCGGACGACAUCUUAUCGAGGCGAAUGAAGAAACCCUCU
Messenger RNA from Gloeophyllum trabeum ATCC 11539, 993 nucleotides. RefSeq lists its product as uncharacterized. Lineage: Eukaryota; Fungi; Basidiomycota; Agaricomycetes; Gloeophyllales; Gloeophyllaceae. Bases 1 to 615 code for a protein of 204 amino acids. The transcript has 6 exons. The record is from RefSeq and is a predicted model, not a curated record.